CGAAACCGUACAAAGCGCACCGGGGAAACGGGACCGCGGAAAACUCAAUCAUCAACUCAAUAUGCGUCUGAAUCUUGGCACGCGGAUGGGCAUGGUGAUGUUGGCGGUCUGCAUACUUAUCUGCAUUGGCACGUUGGCGGAAGGAUACCCGUCCAAACCGGACAACCCUGGAGAGGACGCACCCGCCGAGGAACUCGCCAAAUAUUAUUCCGCAUUGAGACACUACAUCAACCUCAUCACGCGGCAGAGGUACGGAAAAAGAUCCAGUGACGACACCCUGCUUACAGAGCUUCUGCUGAGUGAAAGCACAGGAACCAGCCCCCGAUCACGAUACGUGGAACCAUCUAUGUGGUGACAUCAUAAAAUGCGUCUAUCUCGUCUGUACUUGGUGUCUUCAGUUUUGCCGUCUCACCCCUGUAACAACAAACCCUGACCUUAUCAACAUGGCCGCCAGACUGCCGAACACUGACCUCACCAACAUGGCUGCCCUCCUACCGCCAGCACCUGGGGGUCAAAAGCUGCAUGGAGCCAUCAAUUCAUCAUAAGAGCCACCUCAGCUCAUGGCAGUACAUAGUCUUAUUUAAUCUUAUUUAAUAUCAGUGCAUUACCGUUAUACUUAACUGUAAAGUAAAACUGUGCUAUUAAAAGUCAUUAUGUAAA
Messenger RNA from Anguilla anguilla (European eel), 660 nucleotides. It is a transcript of the gene npy, whose product is annotated as neuropeptide Y. Gene Ontology annotation, cellular component: extracellular region. NCBI's taxonomy places the organism in Eukaryota, Metazoa, Chordata, Actinopteri, Anguilliformes, Anguillidae. The record is from RefSeq and is a predicted model, not a curated record. Gene Ontology annotation, molecular function: neuropeptide hormone activity; neuropeptide Y receptor binding. The transcript has 4 exons. Gene Ontology annotation, biological process: neuropeptide signaling pathway; feeding behavior. Bases 62 to 355 code for a protein of 97 amino acids.